Messenger RNA from Seminavis robusta, 1441 nucleotides. Lineage: Eukaryota; Bacillariophyta; Bacillariophyceae; Naviculales; Naviculaceae. The record is from the annotation of a GenBank genome assembly.
GUAAAAAGCACUCCCUUUCAACUCAGCGCCAGAUUUUGGCGGUAAUUUUGUGGAGCACCCUAACUAAAGAUCAUGGGGCCUGUUUGACUCCCACAGUGAAGUUGAGACAUGUUUCACUUCGGAGUGGUGAGCUCAGACUUGAUUUUCUGAGUCCUGAUUCAAGGCUGUAUUUAACGAAGUGACAACCAAGUCUAAGUGUCAGUGUCGUGGAUGAAAGUUAGGUGUCAGUAUUUUUUGAGGAUACUUAGAGGCUUACCCUCCCACGACGCAGUGUUUGCCUUUGUUUGACUUUGCAACGCUAUCGGUACAUGUAGCUCGACGUCAAUCGAAACACUUCCCUUGCCCUCUCCCCUCUCACAAAACAAACUGAACUCCGAGCAGACCCCACACGAAACAAGUCUCCAGCACCACCAAUCACCAUGAUCAACAGAGCAACCACCACCGCCUCUCGUCCGUCCCUUUUGGUGGACUACUCCAAGAACUCGAGCCCUCGCAUCGCGAGCCGUGGUUUGUCUCUACGCGGUGCUGCUCAGUCACGCCGCCGGCAACCAUUGCCAUUGACUCGGUUGGAUCUUAGUCUAAGCUCCAGUGAACGAUCUGCUUCCAGCCGAGAAGAGGACCCAGAAGAAAUCCCUCAGUGGAUCUUUGUUCAGGACAAGUCUCCCAGUUCCAGCUGUCAUGACGCCAGCAACAGCAAGAACACACCAGUGACUUUCCAGCUUCGCAAGAAUCUGGUGGACAGGGACAACUUUCUGAGUUUCCUCAAGGGACACUUUUCCGAAUCUGAUUUGGACCUGGAGCCGCACGACCUGACUGUGCCACCACAGAAGAAAGCCCAACAAGACAAGGCUGAAGAAGAACCAUUGACAAGUAACACAUGCCACACCAUUGGAUCCGUAUCUGUUGCUAGCAGGAGAGAAACAAGGAAUCGCAGAGACAAUCUAAAGAAAACAUUCCGAAAGGCUCAGAGCAUGCGACAGCUCAAUCUAGAUACUUCGCCCCUAUCACUAAAAGAUUCCAACCAUGAACAACCCCGGGCCAGGGCGCUGCCAUUGAGAAACAAGACCUUUCACGGAACAACCACUACCACAAGCAUGGUACCAGUACAGGCGACAGUCACCAGCGCUCCCCUCAAAACGAAAAGAGCAAACAGCAGGGGAAGGCGUGCUGUUCGGAGAGUGCGCACGGCGGAUUCGCCUGGAGCCCUCAGCCGUCGAAUGGCCUUGGAUAUGACAAGGGGCAAAGAACCACAGGUGCAACUCCUCAAUUCUACUUACUUGCCACAGACGCUACAAGCCAGCAGCCACAACCCAGGGCGUCGCACAAUGAUGGCAAGACAAGGAUCUUUCAUCACAGGAUCCAGAAUCAGAACACUCAGGGCUUAACAACCAGAAACAGACGUAGAUCAAUAACUGAAAUAUAAACUUGUACAGAUUAAAUC